Messenger RNA from Plasmodium inui San Antonio 1, 651 nucleotides. RefSeq lists its product as hypothetical. The record is from RefSeq and is a predicted model, not a curated record. The transcript has 2 exons. The coding region runs from base 1 to 651 and encodes 216 amino acids. NCBI's taxonomy places the organism in Eukaryota, Apicomplexa, Aconoidasida, Haemosporida, Plasmodiidae.
AUGAAAGCAGAUGUGUUAGCUGUUUUAUUUAGCACUGUCGCUCUGGCGUUUGUGUUGCGGCAAUCCCAUGCCCCGCACGAUAUGAAAAAUCCUGCUGACUAUUCGAACCAUGGGAGAAAUGCGUACCCCACCCAAAGCGUCGGAUCAUUAGGAAGAAUUUUAAGAUCAGAUAAUUCAAAUAUAUUCCAACAAUAUUCCGGUUCAGGGGGUAAAGUAGAAACCAACGUGAUGGAAGGUAUGACCGACGUUUCUGCGUUAGGCACCACAUUAAAUAUUGAAAUUAUACAAGAAGACGAAGAUCUGUACCAAGAACAGCUGCACGAACUAGUUGAUAAAAUAACCGAUACGUGGAAUGAAACAUUUAUGAAUAUGGUAGAAGAUUACAUCGAUUUCACAGAACGAAGUAAUAUUAUAGAUGGGGAAUGGAGAUGCCAGAUGUGGAAUGAAAGAUGGUACAGAUAUUUACAAUACUUAGUUAGCAGCUUGAACGAAGUUAUUGAAAAUGAUAACUAUCCCUUAGAAGCAAAAGAGCUUAUUUCAAAUGAAUACCUUCAUUGGGCUAACCAUGAUUUUAUAUGGUUUUUAAGUAUAGUUAAAGAAGAGUGGGAUAAAAGGGAGGACCUAAUCGAGUCUGAACCACUAGGAACUUAA